AUGAGCUCCUUUAAGCGUGACAAGAAGGAAGAAGAGGAUAGCGGCGGGAAUCCAUUCCAGAACUUGGACAAAACUAUUGUUUUACAAGAGUCGCGGUACUUCAACGAAACUCCGGUUAACCCGAGAAAAUGCACGCAUAUUUUGACGAAAAUUCUCUAUUUAAUCAACCAAGGGGAGAAAUUGACCACACAAGAGGCUACGGACGCGUUUUUCGCGACCACAAAGCUGUUUCAAUCCAAAGAUGUAAUGUUACGCAGGAUGGUGUACCUGUGCAUCAAGGAACUCAGUACAUUGGCCCAAGACGUCAUAAUUGUUACUUCUUCGCUUACUAAAGAUAUGACUGGUAAAGAAGACCUCUACCGCGCAGCCGCUAUUCGCGCUCUUUGCAGCAUAACCGACAGCACGAUGUUGCAAGCUAUAGAACGCUACAUGAAGCAGGCCAUUGUUGACAAAAACCCAGCAGUCAGUUCUGCUGCCCUUGUGUCUGCUUUGCAUCUCUCUUCGAAUGCUCCGGACUUGGUGCGCCGGUGGGCAAAUGAGGCGCAGGAAGCUAUUACAUCGGACAAUGCAAUGGUGUCGUACCAUGCUCUUGGCGUCGUUGCGGGCUCAAGAAAGAAUGAUAAACUGUCCACUGUAAAACUUGUAACACGUCUGUCAAGGUUUUCGUUGAAAUCACCUUACGCCCUAUGCUAUCUUAUUCGCCUGGCCGCCCAAUUAGUCGAAGACGAUGAUUCUGAAGGUUCCCAACCAUACAUCGAAUUUAUCGAAUGCUGCCUUCGCCACAAAUCCGAAAUGGUAAUCUACGAAGCUGCUCAUGCCAUUGUUAAUUUGAGGAAAACGGCCAGAGACUUGGCCCCUGCUGUUUCUGUCUUGCAACUAUUCUGUGGAUCUUCCAAAGCGGCUUUAAGGCUGGCUGGAGCAAGAACGCUUGCUAGAUUGACUGCAAAACAUCCUACAGCGGUUGCAGCCUGUGCUGUAGAUUUGGAAAAUUUGAUUUCAGAUACAAAUCGCUCUGUUGCAACUUUAGCAGUAACAACUCUGUUAGCAACUGGUGCUGAAAGCUCGGUAGAUAGACUUAUGAAGCAGAUUUCAAGUUUCGUGUCUGAAAUUUCGGAUGAAUUCAAGAUUGUCGUUGUAAGGGCGAUCAGACGUCUGUGUACGAAAUUUCCGAGAAAACACCAAUCUCUUGCCGCGUUUUUGGCCGGUAUGUUACGCGAUGAAGGAGGUUUAGAGUAUAAAGCAGCUAUUGCUGAUGCCAUAAUUGCAUUGGUCGAAGAAAAUCCGGAUGCCAAGGAAACCGGUUUAGCUCAUCUGUGCGAAUUUAUCGAAGACUGUGAGCACACGGCGUUGGCUGUCAGGAUCUUGCAUUUGCUGGGAAGAGAAGGGCCGAAAUCGCGUCAACCAUCGCGUUAUAUAAGAUUCAUUUAUAAUAGAGUGAUUUUGGAGUCAGGGCCUGUAAGAGCUGCGGCUGUGUCUGCUGUCGCUCAAUUUGGGGCACAAAGAGCUGAACUCUUACCAAAUAUAAGAGUUCUCCUAGCCAGAUGUCAGUUGGAUGACGAAGAUGAAGUUCGCGACCGAGCUAUUUACUACAGCGCCAUUUUGGACACUGGAGAUCAGCAAUUGAUAAACGACUUCAUCGUAAAUGUCCCGAAACCAAACGCUGUCCUUCUCGAGAAGGCGCUGAGAGAUCAUUUGACGACACGUCCUGAUGAAACUUUCGAUAUUCUAAGUGUACCAGCCGAAGAAGAGCCUAAGGAAAGCAAGGAACCAGUUGUCGAGAUCGAAGUUAAGAGACCAGUGCAAAUGUCCUUGGAAGAAAUCUAUUCUGAGCAACUGACUAAGAUCCCUGGCAUAGAACGUCUAGGGCCAUUGUUCAAGACAACGCAACCGAUAGAUUUGACCGAAGCAGAAACUGAAUACCGCGUCAGAUUGUUGAAACACAUCUAUGCUAGACAUGUUAUUCUUCAAUUUGAAUGCGUCAACACUCUCAGUGACCAAUUAUUGGAGCAAGUUGAAGUUAAACUUGAAACGCCAUCUGAAUACGAGAUCAAGUCCGUAAUUCCCUGUCCCAAACUUCAUUACGACAAACCUGGAAGUGUUUUCAUCAUAGUGGAAUAUCCUUGCGCGUUCUUCGAUAGUUUGGGAACUUUUGGAGCGACUUUGGAGUUCGUUGUCAAGGAUUGUGAUCCGACAACUGGACAACCAGAUCCAGGCGAGGGAUAUGCAGAUUCUUACCCUCUGGAAGAAUUUGAAAUGGGUGUUUCUGACCAAAUCAGAGCUAGAGCUGCCACUGAUGAUUGGGAACAGACUUGGGAGCGGGCAUCAAAUGCCCCAGAAGCCAACGAUACUUUUGUUUUGUCCCAAAAUGAUGUUAACGACGCCGCUAAAGCAGUUUGCGAGCAUUUGGGACUUCCCAAAUCGGCUAUAGUCGGUGAAGCUGUGAAAGAAAUUAGAGGAGGUGGUAUAUUCAGGGGCGGAGCGCCAGUUUUGGUUAGGGCGAGGUUGGUUGCGAGCAGUGGUAAUGUGACAAUGCAGUUAUCAGCGCGCUCACCAAGGGAAGACGUUGCUACCCUCCUUUUGGCAGCCGUUGGUUAAAUGUAAUUACAGGACCACCAACUUAUCUGUGAUAGGAACACUGCAUAAACACUAAUAUAUAAAUAUCACAGAUAAGGGAGUGGAUUUGUACUUAUUAUUUACAAUUCACUUUGGAGACAAAUUUGUUAAAAUUGAUUUAGUUAUUUUUCAAAUACGUUUUUAAGAUUCAGCUCGAAGAUAAGAAAAGUUUUCUUUACCAUGUAGAUAGUAUGCACGGCAUCAAUGUCGGUUGUACACUUCCGGUAUAAGUUGACACACGGCUCCAUGAGUGGAUGUAGCAAAACUAGGUUUGAUAAAACCUGUUCAUACUGGCACCGUAGCGAACCAUAAGGUCGUUCGUAUAAUAUUAAUUAUUUAUUUAAAGUCGAGAUUUGUUUGAGAUGAUAUUAUAUUCUAAAUUAAAAUAUACCUUUAACUCCAAAUGCAAAAUAAUUCCAAUUUAUUCAUAAUAGAAUAUCUAGUAUAACAGCCAAACACAUAACGUAAUGAUUUACAACCCUUAAACAAACCUAUAUCUAGCACCAUUUUCUGUCUGGUAAUUUUUGUCAUUUGCAGUGCCUCUACAAUGGGUGACAGAUUAGCAACCGCGUGCAUUUAACACACUUAUACAGCGAGUUGUAUAUGAGACUCGGGUACAGAUUCAAGGGAACUAUUUUUAAUAUUCUAAAAGCUCAUUUUGGUGUACACCUUUUGUAUGGAACAGCUGACGUUUCUUUGCGAUUGCCGAUUCUUACGGACUUCGUCAUGGUAUUUAACCUGUUAAAAGUUGUCCCGUGGUUUAAAAAUAUCCUGAAGGGAAUCACCACUUGUCGACACGGAAUUGCAUUAAGACGGUCAGAAAAACCGUUGUAUCGAAGCAAUAAAAGCGAAAAAGUGGUUACGCGUUAAUUUGUGUGGUCCUUCCCAGAGUGCAAUUACCAGGGUCCAUGGUAUAAGGCUAACAAUUCCACAUCAAAGUGAAUUGUACUUAUGGUAUAGUUGCUAUGAAAAGUUUAUAUUAUAGGAAUAGUAUUAAAAGAUAUUCCAUUUAACCAUCAUUCAAAGUCAUCUGUAGCGAAGGACAAAUCUAGCGGAAAUUAUGCGCUUGUAAUGCGCACGCGCGGUUUUUAUGACAAUUCGAAAAAAAAUUAACGAAGUUGUCGGACAGCCUUUUCAAAAUGUUUUCGCGUAAAAAAGGCGAAUAUUUUAUUAUACUUUUAUAUGAAAUUACUGGAAAAAAAACAUGUAUAUUACGUGUAAAGUUUUUGAAGAAGUGUUGUUAAACUUAGUGAAAAUUUAUGCAUUAUGAAUAGCAAAAAAAUGAUGUUGAUAAAGCUGUAGUUGGUGAAUAGUGCUUUAGUUUGUCAAUUACUCAUCCAAUAACUAUCUUUAACAAUAAAAAGUCCUCUUCUAUUGUUUAAAAUUACAAGUACUUAUUAAGAAAUUGGGAAUGACAGUUUCUGGAAAUUGCUCGAACUGUCUCUUGAGAGAAGUAUCACCGCAUUGUGUUUAAAAUUUUCACAUCCGAGCGGAUAGUUUCCGCUUGAUUGUUUGCGCCUUAAGUUUUUACAAGCUCUGUGAAAGUAAAAA
Messenger RNA from Hyposmocoma kahamanoa, 4164 nucleotides. RefSeq names its product coatomer subunit gamma (gene gammaCOP). Gene Ontology annotation, cellular component: COPI vesicle coat; endoplasmic reticulum-Golgi intermediate compartment; endoplasmic reticulum. Bases 1 to 2595 code for a protein of 864 amino acids. The transcript is spliced from 4 exons. The record is from RefSeq and is a predicted model, not a curated record. Gene Ontology annotation, molecular function: structural molecule activity. Gene Ontology annotation, biological process: intracellular protein transport; protein secretion; intra-Golgi vesicle-mediated transport. Lineage: Eukaryota; Metazoa; Arthropoda; Insecta; Lepidoptera; Cosmopterigidae.